CUCUGUCACACACAGUGCUUGGUGCAGGGUUAGUAGAUGGUUUGUGAGCUCCAGAACACUUGUUGGAGUGAUUGUUUAUUAGUGGCAGUGAGUGCUGUGGAGCUGCGUGAUUUGCUGUCACUCACUGGACUUGUCUACUGGGAGACAGACUUUGCCCCGGGGAGAGGAGAACAGCCAGCUGUGAGCAGAUACACGAGUUUGAUCCAUUGACUCAUGGUUGUAGGACGUCCAGGAACGCUCCUGGGUCCGUUAGAGCUGUCAAUCUGCCUGGGAUCAGCUAAUCAGAACACAAAGCCAAUGUCCCCUGAGCGAAAGAGUGAGGAGGAUUGUAGGUGGGAGCCACCUGUGGAAGAAAUGGAGGGGGACUCUAUGUCAUCUGAAGGUGGCCGGAUGACAGACAGCACAGAUGAUGAGGAGACCAGCAGCACAGAGAGUGCACGGACGCCGACCAAUCCUUUUACAUCUAUACUUCGGCAUGGGGGCAUAAUUGUCAGUCUCAUGAUAUCGCACCCUAUCCCUACUAGAGAACCGAUAAAGGAGGAGAUACCUGGCAACCUGACCCAGCAGGAAGAGGUGUCUGGUACUCUCUACAGGCAAGAAGAUGAUGUUGGCACUCUGUCGCAGCCAGAAGAAGUGGUUGGCGCUCUAUCCCAGCAGAAAGAGACGACUGGCAGUCUGCACAAGCAGGGGGAGGUGCUUGGUACUCUAUACAGGCAAGAAGAUGAUGUUGGCACUCGGUCACAGCCAGAAGAAGUGGUUGGCGCUCUAUCCCAGCAGAAAGAGACGACUGGCAGUCUGCACAAGCAGGGGGAGGUGGUUGGCAGUCCGGUUCAGAGGCGGCUUGAGGUCGAGCAGAUGAAGGUCAUGAACAGAAUAUCACAGCUAGAGCAGCAGAUCAGAGAACUACAGUUGCAGAGGAGGGAGGUGAAUAUUGAGGUUGAGAUGGAAGUGGCAUUAUUGGAAGGUGAACUGCAGACAGAGAGAAAGGAGAUGGAUAGGGAAGAGGAACUUAUUCAAGCUCUUCAUGAUCAUCUGAGGGAAACCGAGAGGAGAAUGCAAGAGGAACGAGAUAAGGAUAAACUUAGGCUAAAGGAUGAGAAGAUGAAGAUCAAAGAACUGGAGCAGAAUAUCUCUGAAUGCCGUGCUCAGUUGGACAAACAACCAGAGAGUUUGCGGGAGCAGCUAAGGAAGCAGAUCCAGGAGAUGACAGAGAUGGUGGAGGGAGCUAUGAAAUCCUUUGAAGACCUUGAAUUUCAGCAGUUAGAGCGAGAGAGCAGCCGAGAAGAGGAAAGAGAAGCCUCAUACAGACAUAUAUCUGAGAGCAUCUCCAAACAUCAGAAUGAGCUGAACCAGAGGAAGGACAAGAUUCUGCGUUUGGAGGAGCAGAUCAGAGGAGCAGAGGAACAGGCACAGGAAGAGCGUCAGAGACUUAGUGAUGAGAAUUCUUGUGUCUUCCAGUCCCUGAAUAAGGAGAAGGAGCGUCUGAUGGCACUCGGUGCUCUUUGUGGGAAAGAACCCAGCCAGCCAGGGCAAGAAAGCAAACCUAGGAAGGGGCUUCAGAGAACUUCCAGCUUGCCCCGGAGACGAGGAAAUGCUCCAUUUCUUCGACCAACUGACCGACCUGUCUCACUACAUGGCAACACCUGUUUGGAAAAUGCUGGUCUUGCUGUACACCUUGCUGUGUCUUCUAGCAGUACUGGUGGGAAGAUUGCUCUCGGCUAUCAGUCCUAAAUCUUCAGUCUAACGCAGGCCCGGAAUACCCAGGAAAGAAAAGGCAUUAAUGGAGGAAACCCUGUGAACGGGCCAUGCAAUGGCCCCUCUAACUAUGGCCCCAUGCCUAAAAUUGCUGAAAUGGAGCGUCAGUUGAGAGAGGCCAUGGCUGAAAAAGAGCGACUGCUGAAAGCUCGGGAGGCAAAAAGAGUUGCCAAAGAGAUGACGCAUCGUUCAGAACCAAAUCAGAACAAAGUAAAGGAGGAAACAGCUGUAACCACAUCAGCAGUCACAAUGCAGCCACAUCAAGUCACGAUGGAGCCUGCUGGGGAUCCUGUGAAAGCACUCUCUGUGCCCCGUACCCCUUCACCCUUUGACCUGCGGGCAUACCUGGAGGCAUCAGGUCACAGCGUGGAGACCUGCCCGCAUGUGAAAGUGAGUUCCAUGUGCUGCAAAGGGUAUCUGGUGAAGAUGGGUGGUCGGAUAAAGACCUGGAAAAAGCGAUGGUUUGUUUUUGAUCGACAGAAGAGAAGACUGGCGUAUUAUUCAGAUAAAGAAGAACAGAAACUAAAAGGAGUUAUAUAUUUCCAGGCCAUAGAGGAAGUGUAUUAUGAUCACCUACGUAGUGCUUCUAAGAGUCCACAUCCCAAGCUGACAUUCUGUUUGAAGACCUUUGAACGUCUAUUUUGCAUGGUGGCACCAACUCCAGAAGCCAUGAGGAUAUGGAUGGAUGUCAUGGUGACCGCAGCGGAGGAAAACUCUCGGUACUAAUUCCAGAUUAUCAUAUGGUGCUCAGAAAGGACACAAGGGAACCGGAAUGUUUGAGAGAAAAAAAGUCUUAAAGAAUAAAGACAUUAUAUGAAAGGAAACUGGAAAGUGUGAAAGGUGGAGAAUAUUUAAGAAGAAUUUUGAGAAAUGUGAACUGAAACCCUUUUAUAAGCAGCUUUAUGAUAUAAUACCAGAUACUAAUAAUAUGGACAUUUAAUUACCUAAACCAUGCAAUUAGUAAUCUUUUUUUUUUUUUAAAUACUCUGUAUAGUUUUUAAAAGCUAUGACUCCUUCAAAAAGGACAAUUUUUAAUUCCUAAUAUCUCUAGCAAUAGUUAGGAUGACAGUGUUUUUUGUUUGUGGGGCUAAAAGCCGUGCUGGACGGAAGAAUUCUUUUUUGGAUUAUAAUAUGUUGGAGUCGAUUAAGUUGUAAAAUAAUACCAAGGAUUUCUUUAUUUUGUGUGUUAUAGUUCAUUACAGCAUCUGUCUAUAAUGUAAGUAAUAUUAUUUUUUUUAACUGACACAGAAUAUUACGUGAAUUUGUCAAGUGAGUAUUUGUGACGUACGAAACCACCGCAUUGUCAGGUUAUCCAAUGACAUUGCGAGAAAAACAAAACAAAAAACUGGGAUUUUUUGCUGGACGACUUAUUAUCCUCUACAAUUCUGCAACAAUUGGCUUCCCACCAUGAUGGGAUAGAGAUUAUACAUAUUCACUUUUCUGCAUAUUGAGGAUAACGUGUAUUUAUUAAUGAAAACACCCAAUUUACCCUGAAACUUGGCUGACUGAAAAAUUACAAUAUAUAGCAAAUCUGUGACUGUUUUAUAUUUUUGCUGCUACAAAGGUUAUCUACCAUUAAUUCUCUCUCUAGCUAUUUUUUUAUGUAUUUUCCCUUAAAGCAGUUACUGUUUGCAAUAUGCUUAAAAAUUUACACCACCAGCUGGAAUCGGCAAGGCACAUUUUAUUAUGAAGAUGAUACAGGUAAAAUAAUAAUAAUGUAGAGGAAACCAUUUGCAUCUGUAUUUAAAAUGUAAAAGAAAAAAACCGAAACGUUUAAAGAUUCAUCAAAUGAGGAUCAGAAUAAAGUAAUAUUUUAUUUGCUGCGUGCAGAAUAGCUUACAGUAUUUAAAGAACCUUGCACAGUUCAUUAAAUUAGCAAUACAAUUAAUACAGUGUUCUGCCAUAGAUCUGCAGUUGGGAGACUUUGCAUGAUUAUAAUGUUGUUUUAAUUUAUCUGUUGCUUUUCUUUAUUGCAUAUUCAUUUCUCUGAAUUCAGAUAUUUUCCAAAUCCCAUGGGUUUGUUAAGACAUAGAUCUUUAUGCAUUGCAGGUAUACAUGAUCGCACGGUGGCUAGCACCAUGAUUUAACCCUUUGGCUGCCAGAGACGGUUGCAAACAUUAAGCAACCUACUUUGACAUUCAUGGAGUUAAACAAAGUUUGCACACAUUUCUGUGUUUUUAAUAUUAAUGUUAUUAAUGUUUUGUUUGUGUACUUAAUAUCUUUAUGCUUCCUCUUUUAAAGGGACAGUGCAGUCAAAAUUAAACUUUCAUGAUUCAGAUAGAGCAUGCCAUUUUAAGCAUCUUUCCAGUCUCCUCCUAGUAUCAACUUUUCUUGGUGUUCUUGGUAUCCUUUGUUGAAGAGUAAAUCUGGGUAGGCUCAUAAGAAAUCAGGAGCGUACAUGUGUCUUUAGUACUCUAUUGCAACAUUGUUUGGAGCUUUGUUAUACAUUGUGCAAACACUGCUGCCAUAGAGUAUUAAAGACAUGCGUAUGAUCCAGAGUUUUUUUUUGUGUGAGCCCACUCAGAUUUACUCUUCAACAAAGGAUAUCAAGAAAAUGAAAUAAUUUUGAGAAUAAAAGUAAAUUGUAAAGUUGUUGAAAGUUGUAUGUUCUGUCUAAAGGAUGAAAGUUUAAUUUUUACUUUACUGUACCCUUUUUUAAGUCUGAUACUCUGUUCCUGUGUGUAUAAGUGUGAUUUUAUUUUUUUCAAUUUUGUACAUGUUGGGGAUGUUUAUCUUUGUGCUUUGUAAUGGAGAUGUGGGGUAUUAAUGUCUGUUACCAAUGGAAUAUAUUUUAUUUAUUGUAUAUAAAUAAACAUGGAAUAACUUUU
This is a messenger RNA of Bombina bombina (fire-bellied toad), 4583 nucleotides long. It is a transcript of the gene PHLDB3, whose product is annotated as pleckstrin homology like domain family B member 3. The record is from RefSeq and is a predicted model, not a curated record. Lineage: Eukaryota; Metazoa; Chordata; Amphibia; Anura; Bombinatoridae.